This is a messenger RNA of Trifolium pratense (red clover), 2733 nucleotides long. Its product is annotated as cellulose synthase-like protein B4. Gene Ontology annotation, biological process: plant-type primary cell wall biogenesis; cellulose biosynthetic process. The record is from RefSeq and is a predicted model, not a curated record. NCBI's taxonomy places the organism in Eukaryota, Viridiplantae, Streptophyta, Magnoliopsida, Fabales, Fabaceae. Gene Ontology annotation, cellular component: plasma membrane; trans-Golgi network. Bases 203 to 2446 code for a protein of 747 amino acids. The transcript has 9 exons. Gene Ontology annotation, molecular function: cellulose synthase (UDP-forming) activity; mannan synthase activity.
GGAUAGUUUGUGAUUUCUGUGUUCAAAUCCUGUGAAAAUAUCCAACCCAACCUAACUAUAAGUUAUUAUAACAAUACCGACAGUUGUGCAAAAUUAUAUAUUGAAUCCAAUUAAUCAACAGACCAAAGAAUCACAGAAAAUCUCAAAUCUCAAAUAUAAUAAACCUGCUAUUAUUGUGAUUUCUAUCCCUAUCAAUUGGGGUAUGGCAAACCAAGAAAAUCUCCCUUUAUAUGAAAAAAUAUGGCUCAAACGCACAUUUCAGAGAGCUAUAGACAUCUUGAUUUUACUUCUCUUAUUCUCUCUUCUUAGUUACCGUCUUUUCUCCAUCAAUAACACCUUCACACUUCCAUGGUUUCUUGCUUUCUCAUGUGAAUCUUGGUUUACUUUCACUUGGAUUGUUCUUCUUAAUGCCAAAUGGAGUCCUGCUGUCACCAAAACAUACCCAAACCGUCUCCUUCAACAAGUACCUGAGCUACCGCGUGUGGACUUGUUUGUGACAACAGCAGAUCCUGUUCUUGAACCACCAAUCAUCACGGUGAAUACGGUGUUAUCUUUGUUGGCACUUGAUUAUCCAGCUAAUAAGCUAGCUUGUUAUGUUUCUGAUGAUGGUUGUUCUGUUUUUACCUUUUAUGGUCUUUUGGAAGCAUCCAAAUUUGCUAAGUUUUGGGUACCUUUCUGUAAAAAGUAUAACAUUCAAGUUAGAGCACCUUUUAGAUAUUUUUCUGAAGUUACCAAAAGUGAAGAUUCACAACAAUUCAAACAAGAAUGGUUACUAAUGAAGGAUAUGUAUGACAAUCUUUGCCAAAAAAUUGAAGAUGUGACCCGAAAUCCGAGUUCAUUCAAAUUUGAGGGAGAAUUUGCAGUGUUCUUAAAUACAGAAAAAAGAAAUCAUCCGAGUAUAAUUAAGGUUAUAUUGGAUGGUCUUUCUGAUGGAUUGCCUCACUUAAUAUACGUAUCGAGAGAGAAGAGACCAAAGUAUGAACAUAAUUACAAAGGCGGAGCUAUGAAUGUGUUGACAAGAGUUUCUGGAUUGAUGACGAAUGCUCCCUUUAUGUUGAACGUAGACUGUGACAUGUUUGUGAACAAUCCAAAGAUUAUUCAACAUGCUAUUUGCAUUUUGGUUGAUUCUAAAAAUGGAAAAGAUGUUGCUUUUGUUCAAUGUUUCCAACAAUUUUAUGAUGGAAUUAAAGAUGACCCUUUUGGAAAUCAAUGGGUGGCUGCAUUUGAGUACAUAAUAAGGGGCAUGGCAGGACUUCAAGGACCUCACUAUUGUGGAACAAACACCAUCCACAGAAGAUAUGCUAUUUAUGGUUUUUACCCUAAUGAAAGACAAUAUGUAAAAAAAGGAAAAUUAGCAGAGAAGAUACUAAUACAGCAAUUUGGAAGUUCAAAGGAGUUUAUCAAAUCAGCAACACAAGCUAUAGAAGGGAGUGAUCAUUCUACUAAUGGAAUUAGUUCUUCCAAUUUUAUUGAAGAAGCAAUCCAAGUAUCUAAUUGUGGAUAUGAAUAUGACACUUGUUGGGGUAAAAAGAUGGGUUGGGUAUAUGGAUCAAUAACUGAAGAUGUACCAACUGGAUUGAAUAUUCAUAGAAAAGGUUGGAGAUCAGAGCCUAUUACGCCUGAUCCAACCGCGUUUAUGGGCAGCGCUCCGGGAGGAUUACUGACUACAAUGGUCCAACAAAAGAGAUGGGGUUCAGGCCUCACUGUUGUCUUCUUUAGCAAGCAUUCUCCUGUUAUGGGCAUACUCUUUGGUAAAAUUCAAUUCAGGGCAGGCUUGUCUUAUUUUUGGCUCACUAAUUGGGGUUUGCGUUCUGUCUUUGAAGUUUCUUAUGCAGCCUUAGUUGCUUAUUGCAUAAUCACCAAUACCAAUAUCUUUCCCAAGGGACUUGGGCUAUGGAUUCCUUUGACUCUUUUUGGGAUCUAUACUAUACAUACACUACAAGAGUAUCUAUCAAAAGGGUUGUCAAUAAGAUGUUGGUGGAACAAUCAAAGAAUGAUUACAAUAAGAUCAACAAGUGUAUGGUUUAUUGGAUUUUUAAGUGCCAUGGUUAAGCUCUUAGGGAUAUCUGAUACAGUCUUUGAAGUAACACAAAAGGAAAAUCCAAAUUCUGUUGCUGCUGCUGGAGAUGAUGCAGAUGCUGGUAGGUUCACAUUUGAUGAGUCCUCAGCUUUUGUGGUUGGCACAACCAUUUUGCUUGUGCAAUUGACAGCACUUGUUGUUAAGAUUUUGGGGGUGCAAUUAGAAGCUCACAGUGGGAAUGGUUGUGGAAUAGGUGAAUUGAUGUGUAGUGUGUAUUUAGUAGUUUGUUACUGGCCAUUUCUGAAAGGGUUGUUUGCUAGGGGUAAAUAUGGGAUUCCAUUAUCUACCAUUUUCAAGUCAGCAUUGCUUGCUUUUAUUUUUGUGCAUUUUUGUAGAAUCACUGUUACAAGAUCAACAAUAAAUUAGUCCAAGUGAAAAGAAUUUUGAUUCCCUUAAGUAUGUAGUCAAGGGUUCGAUUCCUAACUCAUAUGUACCGAGAAAUUCGGUUGAAAGGAAAAACUCACUUUGUCUGUCCCAUAAAUUUCCCGACAGAGAUUAGUGAUCAUUAACGAGGGUGAAAAUUUCACACCAAUGUCAGGGUAACUCAAACAAAAAAAUUGUUGUAUAAGUUGAUAUUGUUCUUGAAAUUUAUAAUGGAAUAUUUCUAUGUAUAGUUUGUUCUCCAUUUUUUUUAUCAAUAGUUUGUUCUCAUU